This is a messenger RNA of Trichoderma aggressivum f. europaeum, 3972 nucleotides long. RefSeq lists its product as uncharacterized. Lineage: Eukaryota; Fungi; Ascomycota; Sordariomycetes; Hypocreales; Hypocreaceae. Gene Ontology annotation, molecular function: GTP binding; GTPase activity. The transcript has 24 exons. Bases 1 to 3972 code for a protein of 1323 amino acids. The record is from RefSeq and is a predicted model, not a curated record.
AUGCCAAAACCUGUAGAGCGACUCUCAAGAAGCGAUGGCCGCUUCAGCACUUCCACCGAGCGCAUGAACAGCUCUUCUAUGGAUCUCAAUGACCCUUCACUUCAGCUGGAGGAGAAGAGUUUCCAGCUGGUUGCUGGCGGGACCAGCGACCAGCUGCGAUGGCUUGAGAUUGACAACGGCGUCAAGAAGGAUGACGACGACGCGCCCAUCAGCGAGUUGAGCCCCAGCGAGGAUCCCUCUAGUGAGGAGCCCUCUAGCGAAGACGCUCUUGACGAGAUUCCGGAAGGCGACAACGCCGACGGAGAGAACGCUGAUGGCGAGAUUGUCGUCAGUGAGAAUGCCACCAGUGUUCAUGUUCCCAGCGUCAAGGCCGUCAGCGUCAAGGCCACCAGUGUCAAGGCCGUCAGCGUCAAGACGGCAAGCGAGAAGAUUGCCCUCGAUGAUGCUACCGACGUCGACCCUGACGAGGCUAUCAACUACGUGCUUCAGUGCAACGACGACGUCAACCAUCAUCUGCGACAGAUUAACGACGCCCUCAACCUCAUCAGCAUCAUGGGCCCGACGCGUAGUGGCAAAUCGACACUCAUGAACCUUCUCGCCGGAUGCACGGAGGAGCCUCUGUUUUCCACCAGCCCCGGGGCUGAAUCCUGGACAAGAGGUACAAACCUGGGAAACAAGAUUAUGGGUGCCAAGGAGUUCUCCAGACUUGAUGAAGGCGUAGAGGUGCCAUUGGCAAACCCUCAAAAGGUUGCCUUCCUCGACACUGAAGGCCAUGGAGACCAGGGUGACUUGUACGACAUCAUGCUCUUCACUCCCGCCAUUCUAUGCUCUCGUGUCAUCGUUUUCAACACUACAGAUGUUGCCAAGGACACCAUCCUGACGAGCUUGGCGAUGAUGACGCUGGCCGCUAACAAGCUAAAUUUCGGUGGCGACAAGAAGACCAGCGGGCCAAAGUUUGGUCAGUUGGUCAUCAUCAUCAACAAGUAUGAUCUUGGAGGCUCGGUGGAUGAUGUCAGAAAGAAUAUCCUCAGAAAAGAAAUUGGCAGGACCGAGGCGGUUAAGAGGAGAAACAAGAUUCGAGAGAAGCUGGCCUCCGAAUUCGAAGAUGUUACUGUUCACCUGCUCCGCGGCAACUCUCUCAAGGAGGGAGUGCAGGCCCAGAUCAAUGACAAGACCAAGGAGUUCCUUGUUCUCGAUGAUUUCAACGACAACUACGUCAAAGACUUCAAGAACCUGCGAGCCCAGCUGUCCCAGAUGCUCCGAACUCCUCGACUCGUCGCCGGAGCUCCCUUGUCCGGUGCCUCAACCGCAGAUUUCGUGUCAAGCAUCGUCAAGUCAAUCAACCGGCUUGAGCAGAAUGGCCAGCUUCACGUGCCCGAUAUUUGGCGGGCCGCCGAGAACGAGGCCAUUAACAGAUCUCACAUCAAACUCCACCACGACUUUAGGGAAGGAUGCAAUAAGCUGAUCCAGGACCCAACGCUCAUCAGCACCAAGGAUUGCAACAAGAAACUCGAUCGUAUUAUGCACAAGUGCAUGGCCGAUGUGCGUAAUUCGCUCAAAUAUCUCUCACAACAGACCAUCAAGGAUACGUGCGAGAGUCUUGUAAAGGAGUCGGAUGGCCAGCGAAAUGAAGUCUUGGCCGCAAACCUUCAAAAGAUUGAGGCAUUCGCCGAGAAGGAGCUGGCCGAUUUGAUUGCCUCAAUACAAGACACCGUGAAUGAUGCAGUCUCCGACUUCAAAUCCAUUUCUUCCAACACCGCAGAGAAGAUGUUGGAUCAGCUUCACGGCGACCUGCUCGAGGCCUACAAGAAGAAGAUCUCAUCCUACGACGAGCAGGCUCUGAGGGGAAAUUACGCCGUCACAUACGACCGCGCAUUCUUCACGGCAGCGGCGAUUGCCAAGCAGAACCUCAAAACCGCUUGGGCUUCAUGGCUUGUUGAGCAGGACACGACGAGCUCCGAAGCGAUUGCCGCCGCCUUUGAGAAGCUUUACCAGGAGACUCUGAUAGGCGAUGAGUCGAUCUGGGAGACGAGCGCGGAUGAGGAGCAGAGCUCUCAUCUCACGCACUACAACAACACCAUCGAUACUGAGUAUCUGUGGGAGAAUGCAGAAACGAUCAAGACGAAUUACGCUGAAAAGGUCAACAAGGCCAAGAGCCUUGUAAAGGCAAAGGUGACUGUUCGAGAGCAGGAGAUGGCCAAGGACGUUGCCCAGGAACUCGAAAAACAUCUCGCAGCUUAUCAGAGGCAGCUGGACGAGUCUCUGCUGCCCAAGGACGAUGUCGGAGAGUUCAAGGCCCUCACCGACACCACAGCAACCCGUGAGAAGCUCAUUACUUUCUUAAAGGAGAAGUCCAUGAGCAACCGACUGUACGACCACUACCUGAACGAGUUUGACAACCAACUGUCCUCCAAGAAGAGCACGUUUGGCGACAAGUACUCAGCCGUUCUAAAGGAAUUCCUGUCAUACAUUGACAAGGAGCUUGACCGAGUCGUCAAGGCCCAAAUCGACGACUUCAAGAACCAGAGCGACACGCUCCAAGUCACCAGGUUCCUCUCCAAGGAGAAAAUCACAUCCCACCUCGCCACCUGCGAAAGCACCGCCAAGGCCGCCUUCGAGAGCAACGUCGCCCACCUCAGCCUCUCGCAAGAAGAGGCCAAGCUCCGCGUCACCGAGGCCCGCAACCGGCUGGCCAGCGGCAUCUCCGACUACCACAUCGCCAAGCUGCUGCUGCUCGACUCCCUCGUCAACAAGUGGAACCGCCAGGCCCUCAACCGAUGCGUCAACGAGGUCCUGUCCGGCGUCGUCGACUUUACGCUGGACACGCCCGAGAAGCUGGAGGAGGCCGUCCGGAAGGCCAAGAUGACCUACUUUGGAGAGGCUUGUGGUGAGAUGACGAAACAGGCCGAGACUUGGGAGACUUUUGAACGCAAAGCCGACACGCUGUACGAGAACAUUCGCCGCGCUCAAGCUGUCUUCAAGUUAAAGGGCAUCAGCUAUGAAUCAACGACCUCGGAGCUGGAAUCCAAAGUCAUACACGGGAUAAGCCGCCCCUUCGCUGACCUAGCCAAUCUCCUCGGCAUGUCCUGGAUAUCCAGCGGGUCAGAAUUCCAGCAUGAGCUCCACCCCGAAGGCAACUCAAGGUCAUAUCUGCUCAAGAACUUGAGCAAGCCAAAAGGAUACGGCAACAAGCAGUGCACAAGUCUCCGCUUCGACAACUGGACGGCCGAGUUUUCUGAUUUCGUAUUCGACGAGCCCAUCAUCCAAGAGCUGUCUCCUUUCACCUUUGAUGCUGAAACAAAAAAAAAAUCCAUACAGGUCAAAACUCUCACAGUGCCAGCCCAGGACGAGAACACUCAGGUCAACAUCGCCAUCAAGGAAGAAAAGACGGAGGCAAUCACUCACUCCAACGCCGCCAUGUUUACCGCUCAAAACGAGUAUGCCUCCGCCACCGGUAUUGACCAAGUCGUCACCGAGCACAUCAAGGCCGCUUUCAACGGAUCAGACACCUUCGUAGACACCAAGCGCAACGAAGUCACCCUCAACAUCGACUUCGACUGCCCCGUCAUCUGUCCCGCAAACCGAGCAACCACCGUCACUUGCUCCGGCUACACACAGCUCAUGUCCAUCACCUACACCGCCAAGAUGAAGCUCGUCCCCGAAGUCACCUUCACAGGAGGCUACGUCCGCACCGGCAGCAAAACCGGCGAAGCCCCCAACUUCCUCAAGGGCGAGACCAAGAAGCGCGUCUACACGGACAUUCCCAACGGUCCCGCCAACGAGCUCAAGGACAAGGCAGCUUCCAACGCCGACCCGUGGGAGUGGACCGAGGCUCUCGCCAAAAACCCCAACAUCCAACCCCUCGUCGACCGCAUCAGCGAUCCGCAAUGCUACGAAAUGUACGUCCGCGGAAAGUGGGAAGGCAUCAGCGGUUGGAAAUUCGUCAUCCAAACCGACAUCAAGACUGCAUAA